Molecule: messenger RNA, 4048 nt
Organism: Pectinophora gossypiella (pink bollworm)
Lineage: Eukaryota; Metazoa; Arthropoda; Insecta; Lepidoptera; Gelechiidae
Gene: RecQ4
Product: ATP-dependent DNA helicase Q4
Exons: 1
Coding region: 102-4001 (1299 amino acids)
Biological process (GO): DNA replication; double-strand break repair via homologous recombination
Cellular component (GO): chromosome; cytoplasm; nucleus
Molecular function (GO): nucleic acid binding; zinc ion binding; four-way junction helicase activity
Source: RefSeq, a predicted model, not a curated record
CAACAAGUGGUGACAAAAAAACAAGUAAAAUGUGCUGGUAAAUUUCACAUAUUUUUGUUAUAAAUUGAAUCAAAGCUGGUGCAUAGUUUAUUUUUCUUAAAAUGGAUGUAAUAGAGUCAAUAAAAAAGGAUAAGGCAUACGUAAAAUUCAAGUUGAUAGUGAAAAAUUGGGAAAAGGAUUUCAAAACAAAGCACUCACGCACCCCGUCGAAGUUCGAUAUUAAAGAAGCUCCAUCCAACAUAAAAUACGCAUACAAGAAGUAUUUCCAGUUGAAAAGUGCUGCAUUAGAAAAUUCUUUGUCCAUUUGCGAGUUUGACGAAGAACCAUUCGGCUCUCCUGAUCCUAUACGUCACUUAGAAGGGAGCAGCUGCGACGCUCUCAGCCCACCUGAACAUAGUUCUCAACCAGAAUUGUUAUUACCGUCGUUACCCAGCGGCCAAGAAUUAGAAAAAUUAUUAUCGAAUGUUCAAGAUAAACCAACAGCAAAAACGAAACCUCUUAGUCCUUUUACUGCCAAUUUGUCGAAAAAGUUGUUUGAAAGCAAGAAAUUUUCUAUAAGAAACCCAAGGAAAUCCUUUUUAUCAAAAUCUCAAUCUGUUUUUGAGGAUAGAACAGAUGAUAUUGGAAAGGAAAACAAUGUAGUACUAAGCAAUACUCAGCCAGAAAUAGACCAAUUAGAAUCUCCAGAUAUAAAUGUAUCCUUCAUUACAAGCAGUGCAAGUAAAAGUCUAUGUACAAAUUUAUCUUUUUCUUGUAGGGUAGAUAAUGUUAUUGAUUCAGUAAAAACACCAAAAGUGAGACAACUAAAUGAAGCAUGGCUGCAAAGGGCUGCUGGAGUGAGUUCUCUAGGACUCCAAAUUGCUAAUGUCACUGAAAAAGAACUAAAAUCUGACACACACAUUAACAAAUUUGGUAUAACCAAUAUCAGGAUACCAAAUGAAAUGGAUAAAAUUAUUGACUUUGUAGAGAACAGUGAAUCUGAAACUGAAGAUGUGACACUGGAUAAAUUGAAACCUGCACUGAAGAAAAGGAAAAUUAAUGUAAAUGUCAGCAUUACAUCACUAGAUGUAGAAGAUAAGUAUUCUGAAGAUGAGCCAGAAGCAAAACAAAAGCUGAAAGGUAAGAAAUCAAAGUAUAUAAGAAAAAAACCCAAUGAGAAACAGAAUACUAAGAAACAACAGAACAAUAAGAAAAAGAACACUAUAAUGAAAACAAAAGCAAAUAAUGAUGAAAAGCCCCCAGAAAUUUCUGAAUACAUGCCAUUUGGUAUAGAACUAGGUGUAACUCCACGACAUUCCAAACCAACUAAUAUGCUAGAAAAGAUAAUUGUAGGGAAUCAAAUCGAAGACAAAAACAAAAGCACUAGUGAUUAUGAAAAAUUAGAAAAGAAAAUUCAAAGCGGUACUUUGAAUGAAAAUUUUGUUAAAAUUAAUAUUGAGAAAAAAGUGUUUGUUAGAGGGAAGAAAAGCAUCAACUUUUCAAAGUAUAAAAAGCAACAAUGGAAAGAUAAAAAAGCCUUACAUGCAGGUAUGGAAUUCCCUGAGGCAGGUAAAAUAUCUUGCUUUAAAUGCGGAGGCACUGGUCACAUGGCUAGAUACUGUACUGCACAUAGAGGAGAUACACUCUUACCAUUAGAAAGCUAUGAUGACAAUGAUAUUCCAACUCUUGAAGAUAUGCAAAAUAUUGUUACCAAAGAAACAAACACAUUAUCUGUACCAGAACAGUUAAGUCAGACAGUAUUUGCACCCAGUCAAAUACCAGAAUCCUUUAUGAAGCUUUUAGCUGACACACCUUGUAGUAGUAGUGAAGAUGUUAUGCCUCUAUACAAUGGCUAUGAACAAGACACACCGACUGAAGUUUUAGAAGCCUUACAAAGAUUUGGUCACAAAUCCUUCAGGCCAGGCCAAGAAGAAGCAGUAAUGCGAAUUUUGAAUGGUAUGUCUACUCUGCUAAUUCUAUCAACAGGGGGUGGCAAGUCUCUCUGCUACCAACUACCUGCCUACAUAUACAGUCAACACUUCAAAUGUAUAACUCUAGUAAUCUCUCCACUUGUAUCAUUAAUGGAAGAUCAAGUUUUAAAUAUGCCUGAAUUUCUAAAAGCAGGCUGCUUACACACUAAUCAACCACCUACACAGCGACAGAAAAUUAUACAAUGUUUAAAAGAUGGAGAAAUCAACAUCUUACUCAUAUCUCCUGAGGCUUUAAUUUCGGGAGAUGGGUCUCAUGGAUUUAAUGGACUUUUUAAGUCAUUGCCUAAAAUUGCAUUUGCCUGUAUCGAUGAAGCUCAUUGUGUCUCUCAUUGGAGCCAUAACUUCAGACCUAGUUAUUUGAUGAUAUGUCGAGUAUUGCGUGAGAAAUUAAAUGUUAAAUGCAUUCUUGGAUUGACGGCAACAGCUAGCCAAACAACAAUUAAGAGUGUGAUAAGCCAUAUCAAUAUACCUGAUGGCCUAACUGGAGUAAUUACAAAUCCUACUUUGCCAGACAACCUUCUAUUAUCAGUUUCAUUUGAAAAAGAUAAAGAUAGGGCUUUAGUUUCACUUCUAAAUUCUGAAAGAAUUAGAGCAUACAACUCAAUAAUUGUAUAUUGUAUCAGAAGAGAUGAAUGUGAAAGAGUUGCAGCCAUUCUUAGAUCAUGUCUCCAAGAACCAGGUAAAUUAAAUAUGGAAAGAAGUAACAAAAGGAAGAGAAUGUCUUAUAUUUCCGAAGCCUAUCAUGCUGGCAUGUCAGCUGCACAAAGAAAGAAGAUUCAAAAACAUUUUAUGGAAGGCAGCUUACGUAUCAUUGUUGCAACAGUAGCUUUUGGCAUGGGAAUUAAUAAAUCAGAUAUUAGGUGCAUCAUACAUUAUAACAUGCCUAGCAGCUUCGAAUCUUAUGUUCAAGAAGUUGGACGAGCUGGACGAGAUGGCGAAAAUGCAUACUGUCAUGUUCUUAUGAAUAACAGUAAUACUGAUAAAAAUGAACUCUUAAAACACAUCCAUGCUAACACUAUUGAUAGACCCACAAUAAGAAAGUUAUUACAAAAAGUGUUCAUACCUUGUGAAUGUGGUGGUACUAGUGAGGCUACAGGGAAAAAUGCAAGUAAGCCAAGGUGUAAAGGACACGAAGUUGGUAUCCCAAUUGACAGUACAGUUGAAGAAUUAGAUCUUCCUUCAGAAAAUAUUGCGACUUUAUUAUGCUAUGUGGAGCUGCAUCCUAAACAGUAUAUUAAAGUACUUAAUAAUGCAUACACCUCAUGUAAAAUAUCUUCAUAUGGUGGUCCUCAAAAGAUACUGGAAGCAGCUAAAAAUUGUCCCCCUCUUGCAAUGGCUUAUUUGCUAGAAAAUAAAAAAGAUCCAGAAGUUAUUAAAAAAAAUGUAAUUGAGUUUAAUGUCAUAGAAGUUGCAGCUGCUAUUGGCUGGGAAAGUGGAAUGGCCAAGUAUCAUUUGAAAAAUUUGGAAUGGAUUGUAGAAGGUGGCCGUUCAAGAAGAUCUAAUUUAAAGAUAGAAUUCAGUACACUAGGCUUUAGGAUUAGAGCACCAGGAGAUUUAUCGGCCGUAGAACUGGAUACUAUUUUAGAUGACAUACAUGGCAUUGUUCUUACUCAAGAAAAAACGAUGUUGUAUCAAUUAGAGGAAAGUCACCAAGCAUUUAGUAAAUUUGGAAAUUAUUCCAUAGAAAGUUGUAAUUUACCUGAUGAUAUCUUGAAAGAGAAAUCAAAUGAACUAAAGCAUACAAUACGAACCUAUUUUCAGAGAGAAAACAACAUCUCCACAGAUGUUUCAUUACAAGAACGUCCUUUAGACGCAGAGCGUGCCAUAUCAGAUGUUCGCGCUUUGAUAUCUUCAUAUAAGGAUUGUACUUUUACUGGGCGAAGUAUAGCAAAAAUAUUUCAAGGAAUUUCAUCACCUAACUACCCAGCCAUUGUAUGGGGAAGGUGUAAGUUCUGGAGGUCACAUAUUCAUGAAGAUUUUUAUGGGCUUAUGAAAGUGGCAACUCAGCAAAUUAUUCAAAUGAAAAUGUAAUCAUAUUAUUUUUUAUUUAAUAAAUAAAUUAGUGACAUUACUAAUAA